Ilyonectria robusta is the source of this 1635-nucleotide messenger RNA. Its product is annotated as G protein-coupled glucose receptor regulating Gpa2-domain-containing protein. Bases 1 to 1635 code for a protein of 544 amino acids. Gene Ontology annotation, cellular component: plasma membrane. Gene Ontology annotation, biological process: adenylate cyclase-activating G protein-coupled receptor signaling pathway. The transcript has 2 exons. Lineage: Eukaryota; Fungi; Ascomycota; Sordariomycetes; Hypocreales; Nectriaceae. Gene Ontology annotation, molecular function: G protein-coupled receptor activity. The record is from RefSeq and is a predicted model, not a curated record.
AUGCCCAUUUUGUCCCCACAUGAGACGUAUUCCCUCCAUAUUGCAUCCGUGGUUGCCGCCUCGAUGAGCAUUAUAGCAGGUCUACUGGCUUCAUACUGGUUUGUCCGUAUGAGGAGGAGUUUCCGCCAUGACCUUAUCAUGUUAUUGAUCGGGAGCGACAUGUUCAAGGCCUGCUGGUUUCUCCUGUUUCCAGCUGUUGAAUUGGUCCAUGGCACAGUCGCGCCCGACUCCAUAUUUUGCAAUGUCAGCGGAUUCUUCCUCGUUAUGAGCAUGAACGCUUCCGACCUGGCUGUCGCCCUCAUCACCCUUCACACUGCGCUCUACAUCUUCCGCGGAGAACAGGGCUUGUAUCCCUUUCGAAAAUACGCCUACCCGGUCAUCUUUAUUUUCCCAAGCCUCCUGGCCGGCCUGGCUUUCGUCAAUAAGACGGCGUACACCAACACCGGCCAGUUUUGCUGGUUACCAGUGGAACCCAUGUGGACAAGACUGUUGCUUAGCUGGGUCCCACGAUACUUUAUCUUCGCUUCCAUUCUUGCCAUCAGUCUCUCACUUUACAUCUACGUCAGGAUUCUGAUGAAACGGUUCGCGGCAGUCAGGGACGCCCAACAGGAGGACCUGACUCUUCGAGAUUCCCGCAGCGAACCACCAACACACAAAACUUGGGAACUAACCACCCCGUCAAAUGUGUACCAUGGUAAUACACAGUCUAGCAUAUCAUCCCGCCGAAACUCCAGAGAGGAUUGUGGACGGCAAUUCUCAGUUUCAACAUUAAGCACUCAGGUCGAUCUAUCACAAGCCAAGAACUAUACAUCGAAGCUCGCACGGCAAUCUUAUCAAUCUUAUCAGUCUACCAAGUCCAAAUUAACUCAACCGGGAAUCGAGGAAGUUCCGUCACCGUAUCAGGGAAGCCAGGCCUCAGACUCGGACGUCAGAUCCCCCUGCGGAGCCGAAGGGUUGACCACACCUCAAGACGUGCAUAUGCAGGAUCCACAGCUAUCGCCUACAUUCUCCAAGUCUCCAACGCCUCCGAUGCCCUCCGACGAUAGUUUUGGCGAGUCUUGGGCUGGACCUACAGCCAGCGCUACGGUGCCUCGAUCUCGGACAUCCUCACUACCCCACAUCUUCUUAGUGAUAAGCGGAAGGAGUGCUAAAAGCUCGGUCUCCGAGAACCCUAUCCUCGACCCUACCCUCGAUGCUGCAGGUUUGGUCAAGACACGAGAAACUAUUCGCCGGCAACUUCGACUUGUCCUCAUCUAUCCUCUUGCUUAUGUCGCAAUGUGGAUUUUGCCCUUUAUCGUUCACCUUACAAGCUACGAUAAGGGCGCACCGUUCCCCAUGAGGAUGGUCAGCAUUUCUUGUCUGUGCCUUCAGGGGUUCGUUGACGCCCUCAUCUUUUCACUGAAAGAGAAGCCCUGGUUACACACCCGACGGCUGGGGCAUGGUUUCAGCGGCGGAUUCUGGAUUAAAAGAAGCCACCACAGCGGAAUCAAUACAAAUGCUGGACGGACUAGGGAGGAAAUGAUGAUUGAUGGGAGGUUGGCUAAGGAACGACGGGACAGAGAGCUGGCAGACAGGCAGCAAGACUCUCAAUCAGGCCGCAAGGCGACUACAGAGUGGUGGGACAAUGACGAUUAG